Messenger RNA from Staurois parvus, 1734 nucleotides. NCBI's taxonomy places the organism in Eukaryota, Metazoa, Chordata, Amphibia, Anura, Ranidae. The record is from the annotation of a GenBank genome assembly.
AUGAAGAAGUCACUGGUCUUCCAUUUAUGUAGUCUGCUAUGUAGCAUGCUGCUGGUUUCACCAAAGGCUUCAUGUCUUUCUCUUCGGAAGAAAAGGGACAUCCAAGAUGGAAAUGAAGAGCUUGUUGGGACAGGUGUCCCUGAAUCACUGCCUGGUGGUUCACUUCUUCCAACACAGUCUACCAUACCCAAGGAUGUCAACAUGUCUUUGAUCUUGCCAAAUGUUGUGCCAGAAGAAAUGCAAAACAGCUCUGAACUUCUGAACACCAGCACUGUUAACACAAACCCAGAGGCAAAUAAUGUUAGUUUUGCUAAUGUAGCUGGUCCCACUACUCAGGUUAAACCCUCUAGUGAGGAUGGUCUUCUGUCUACUCCUGGCUCCAGCGCUGAUUACCCCACUGAUUUGCCAUCCCUUGGUAUACCUAUCCAAGGAGAUCCAAAGGAACCUAGCCAGUCUCAAGAUGAGAAGAGUGUACAUUUAGAUCAAAGCAAUUUGGACAAUUCAUCCCAGGUUAACACUAUCGAGAUGUUAACUACCAACCCCAGAACCAGCAUUUUCCAGACAGAAGACAACCAGUCCACCACUUCCUCUACACUUAUUGGUCAGAUGAUUACUUCUGUUAAUGCAAUAACAUCUGAAGAUCCUAUAGGCUUGGAAACCUCAACCUUAGACAACCAAAACAAUGGUAGUACAAUGUCACAAAUAAAUGAGGAAUGGGAUGACACCAAAGAUACAACCCUGAAUUCUAACAAAGCUGGUAGUGAUGUUAUAACACCAGUUCCAGACCAGGUGUUAGAAAAUGAAAGCAGUGAGACUACUGUGUUUACUAUUCAUCCAGGAGUGACUGUCCCUUCUGAUGACAAAUCUGUAUUUAGUACUGCCGAAAAGAUGCCUGAAGAAAAGCUAUCAUCUGAGCUUAGGGAGCCAGAAGUGUCUCUUGCACCUGAGACUGAUGACUUCCCUACACCACUACCAAGUACGGCUAUUGAUGAUGCCCAAGCUGAAGGUCUUUCAGUGUACACAGCAGAUGUCAAGCAGCCAGAUUUGGACAUAAGUGAGAACACAAAUGUCACUGUGGCUCCUGCUAUCAUAUUGGAUGUUGCAAGUCAAGAAGCCAGCAGGGAGCCUAGUGUGAUUGAUAAAGCAGAAGAGACCAUGAAGCGGAAUGCAACUCCACAGGUGGUGAUCCCCCGCAAUGAGUCUGCUACAGCUUCUCCGACUACUACGGCUUCGGUCAUACCUCUUGAAUUUCCUAGCACUGAAAGUACACUCAAUGGUUCACUCUCUGAGCAAGAAGAUGGUUUGGCUGGUUCAAUAUCUUCAAUUGUACCUAAAGCACCAGCAGAGACUGAAUCUACUACCAUUACAGUGGGCACAUCUGUCCCCCAAGUCAGUGUGUGAUGGCUCCCCCAACCAGAAGAAUCACAACAACACCAGGCUAUGGCCUGGACAGGCUGGAAUCAGAAGAAGGUGACGAGGAGGAAGAAGAUGAGGAUGAUGAAGAUGAUGAUGAGGUGGAUGAAGAUGAAGAAGAGGAGGAGGAGGAUGAAAAAGAUAAUGACUCUGUAGAUGACAGUGCAGAGAAAGGUUCUGACUUUCCUCUCUUUACUCUCCCUGGACUAUCCUCCCAAGAACCACUAGAAGAUGAUAGCAACAUCGCUCUCAUAGAAGGAGGCGCUUAUCCAGUGCCUGACACCAUGGAGUGGGAGGCAACAAAACCAAGGACUUGGUAAG